GCCAUACGCAACUCGCACUCGCAGCGGCCGUCCGCUCCCCUCCGCCUUUCGUUUGCCCCGCCAUUCUAUCCUUUCAUCGCCUCUCCAGCGCCCACCAGCUAGCUAGCUGUUCGACCCAACACCGGACUCCUCCCACCCCGAUCCUCUACCCGCCGCACACCCCAAUGGCGACCGCCACCGCGUCCGUGGCGCCGCCCUCCACCUCCACCUCCUCGGUCCUCCUGCACCGCCGUCUCCCUUCCCCGGCGCCCGCGCCCGCGUCCGCCGCCUUCCCCCGGCUCUCCGGCCCGGCCCCGCCGCCGCGCCGCGCGCGCCUGCUCCUCCGGGUCGCGCUCACCAACGAGGUGGCCUCGGACGACGUGGCGGCCGAGGAGGCCGCGGCCGCGCCCAAGAUCGGCAGGCGGGUGCGCGUCACAGCGCCGCUCCGCGUCUACCACGUCCUCAAGGCGCCCGACCUGGACAUCCAGGGCAUGGAGGGCGUCGUCAAGCAGUACGUCUGCGUGUGGAAGGGCAAGCGCGUCACGGCCAACUUCCCCUUCAAGGUCGAGUUCGAGCUCGCCGUCGAGGGCCAGCCCAAGCCCGUCCGGUUCUUCGCCCACCUCCGUGAGGACGAGUUCGAGUUCGUCGACGGAGAGUGACAGCGUCGAGUGCGUUCGGGUAAGCGGCGACGGCGAGCGCCGUUCUUAUAGAAUAAUCAAGGCCGCGGCGGUCGCUGGUUUAUACUGUUCCGGUGCAGGAGCUCGCGAGGCAAGGCAUGUCAAGUGUUUGCUUACUCACUGUCUGUGCUGCUCAGGCUUCUUCCUCGUUCGGUUCAGCAUCGGUUUUUCAGCUGUGGGGAAUUAAUUGUUCGGAUGCUGUGCACCAUCGAUAGUUUAUAAUAGUGGUAAUUUGGCCGCUGUUCGUUGGCUAUGCUCUGCGCUUAGUUAUUUUGCUGGCUCUUCCAAGAGAUUCGUUUGUCUGAUUGGUACACAUUGCAUUGAAACCCGGGAUUGUUUCCUUGGAUUAUAAAAUCUGGCUAUUGUA
Zea mays is the source of this 1023-nucleotide messenger RNA. Its product is annotated as ferredoxin-thioredoxin reductase, variable chain, chloroplastic. The transcript has a single exon. The record is from RefSeq and is marked validated. The coding region runs from base 165 to 638 and encodes 157 amino acids. Gene Ontology annotation, biological process: photosynthesis. NCBI's taxonomy places the organism in Eukaryota, Viridiplantae, Streptophyta, Magnoliopsida, Poales, Poaceae.